GCCGGUGUGAUUGGAGGGAAACCCCGUGGAUUAAAGUCAGACUGACGGGCUGUGAGGGCAUCAGCUGUAGUCUGGUAGACCGAGAUCACUGCUAUCUCUUAGCACUCAGUGAGAAACCAUGGUGGAUAAAAGCGAAGUGGUCCAAAACUUGGUGCAGAAGGCCAAGCUGGCAGAGCAGGCCGAGCGUUAUGAUGACAUGGCUGCCGCCAUGAAGGCUGUGACGGAGGAAGGCUCCCAACUGUCCAAUGAGGAGCGCAACCUGCUGUCAGUGGCUUACAAGAAUGUGGUGGGUGCCCGUCGCUCCUCGUGGCGUGUGGUGUCUAGCAUUGAGCAGAAGACUGAGGCUGGCGACAAGAAGCAGACCAUGGCCAAGGAGUACCGAGAAAAGAUUGAGAAGGAGUUGAAAGAGAUCUGCCACGAUGUGCUGGAACUCUUGGAAAAGCACCUCAUUCCUAAAGCCUCUGCAGCAGAGAGCAAAGUCUUCUACUUGAAAAUGAAAGGAGAUUACUACCGCUACUUGGCUGAGGUUGCUACAGGAGAGGAGAAGACCUCCAUCAUUAACAACUCAGAGGAAGGCUACGAUGGUGCCCUUGAAAUCAGCAAGAACGACAUGCAGCCCACGCACCCCAUUCGUCUCGGCCUUGCCCUCAACUAUUCUGUCUUCUUCUAUGAGAUACUUAAUUCACCUGAUAAAGCCUGCAAGUUGGCCAAGGCAGCUUUUGAUGAAGCCAUCACAGAGCUUGACUCACUGAGCGAAGAUUCAUACAAAGACAGCACAUUGAUCAUGCAACUACUGAGAGACAAUUUGACACUGUGGACGUCUGAGAACCAGGGUGAUGGUGAAGAUGCGGAGGAACCUAGAGAUUGAGGCAGAAUCCACCCCACCCCGUUGUCCCCAUCUGCCUGUCAUCACCCCUGCCUCAUCUUCACUAAUAUCUUUGAGUCCACCUCAUAUUCAUCCAGCUCUCUCUAUCUUUUUUUCUUUAGUUCCCUCACUGCACGUCAUCUCACAUCUGUGUUUACCAUUUCUUCUUAGUUACUGAGGGAAGGGAAGGUAGCUUUGGAAUUAUGGGAUGGAAAGGGCGGGGUAAGGGAGAUUGGUAAGGAAAAGGUGUGUUUAGGGUUAGGGCGGUUGUCUACUCACCUUUUGUGUUUGAUUGUGGGAGCAACAGGGCUUGUUGCGUUAUUAAUGCGGUGGGUGAAGGGGCAAGUUCUCAAUUCAUGCAAAGUGUGGCAGAUUAUUUUUAAAGUCUGAACAGUUAUACUGUAUGUAUAUUCCAUCCAUGUUAACGAUCUUGCUCUUGACUGACACCAUCACUUGAAAAUAUCUGUGGUUUCACAAUAUGAGAGUCUGCUCCUCAUAUCUGAAGAUGCUACACUUUUAACUCUGUACUUUGUUAGAGAACUGACAAGUAAAAACGGCAGGACAGGAGACAGUUUUGCCAGAACAGAAAGGUUACAUUCCAUUCACUGUCACUUGCCGUACUUUGUAUUCCUCUUAAUUAUUGUUUUUGGUUGACCUGCAUUUGUAUUUCUAUGUAUCAGUUACGAGGUAUAGAAACCUUCAGAACAAAAGAGCACACAAGCUUGUUACUGUUGCUAUUUUGUAUGAGCAGAGCGGUAAGAUUUUGUCCUCAUGAGCUGAUCUAGUUACUGCUUUUUCAAAUUAAGGUUUUUAUUUUUAUUUUAUUUUCUUUUUUUUUCUUUGGAUACUUACCUAAAUUGCAUGUGGCUAAGAAGUAUUUAGCAGAGAGGUAAGGGAGGUUGUUGUUGAGCUGGCUAGCUUUGUUCAUGUCUUUGGAAUUUUCAUACAGAACACCUAAGCAUAACUGUUAUUUGGAGGGAAAUAUGUAAUUUCAUGUAUGUGGAAUUAAAAAAAUUAAUUUAAAA
Messenger RNA from Lampris incognitus (smalleye Pacific opah), 1890 nucleotides. RefSeq names its product 14-3-3 protein beta/alpha-A-like. The coding region runs from base 119 to 868 and encodes 249 amino acids. Gene Ontology annotation, biological process: signal transduction. NCBI's taxonomy places the organism in Eukaryota, Metazoa, Chordata, Actinopteri, Lampriformes, Lampridae. The record is from RefSeq and is a predicted model, not a curated record. The transcript is spliced from 6 exons. Gene Ontology annotation, cellular component: cytoplasm.